This is a messenger RNA of Trypanosoma cruzi, 1104 nucleotides long. Its product is annotated as ankyrin, putative. The coding region runs from base 1 to 1104 and encodes 367 amino acids. Lineage: Eukaryota; Euglenozoa; Kinetoplastea; Trypanosomatida; Trypanosomatidae. Gene Ontology annotation, molecular function: protein binding. The record is from RefSeq and is a predicted model, not a curated record. The transcript has a single exon.
AUGAAAAAAAAACAAAAGACACCAACAUCAUUUUUUCCUUCUUUUUUUUUCUCCCUCUUCUCCGAUUUUAGAGCCGUGUCGAUGAACAUGAGUCUAUUCUAUUCUAUUGAGCGACAGGACCUUGCCGCGAUGCAGCAGGUUUUUUCACCGACGAAUGUGAAUUCACUGAAUUCCAAUGGGUACACCCCGCUAUAUUAUGCAUCAAUGAAGAGGGAGGUGGGUUGCCCCACUGUCAAGAAAUUGUUGAAUCUUGGUGCCGAAGUUGAUUUGAAGGGCCCGGAUCGUGAAACUCCGCUCUAUAUUGCGUGCUUCAACGGCAAAAUUGAUGUUGUGCUGUUACUCCUUGAGUAUGGUGCCAAUGUGGACGCAAAAAACGGAAAUAAUGAUGAAACAGCUCUUCACGUGGCUGCUCGCACGGGCAAUUGUGCCAUCAUUGACAUUCUUUUGAGAAGUGGUGCAAAUCUGAAUGCCAAGAAUGUCAGAAAUGAAACUCCUCUGUAUAUGGCAGCAAAAGCCGGUCUUCACGAUGCCGUGUAUCAACUUUUGAAGGCCGGUGCCGACCAAAAUGUAUGUGACAUUGACGGCAAAAACCCUCUGUAUGUUGCCUCAGAGAGAGGACUGAAGCAUGUGGUUGUCCUGUUAAAGAGCAAACUUGAAGAUAUUGUUAUUGCAAAAGCAAGGGCUGAUGAAGAACUGCGUUUACGUCCUCCUCCAAUCAAAUCUACUGAGUCGAUUCUUGAAGAGGCAGAAGAAACUGUUGCGGCCGGUCGACCUAACAGGCUUGAUUAUCUUUUGCCAGAGCCAGUCAAGGAGUCGAAACCGCUUGAGAUCGUUGAAAUUAUUGUACCCCAUCCAAAAUCCGGCUCGUGCGAUCCUCUUGCGGUAAUAUCAAAUGGCCCGUGUCGUUCGCUUGAGGAGGUCGGAUAUGAUGAGCCUCCCGCGAUACCAACAUCUUUGAAGGACCGUCCUCCAGUGAAACCGGAACGUAUUGGAGGCACGUCGAUGCGCAUUGGCACUGGUGUUGAGACGGUUGGUACAGAGCCUCCGAGGAUAGGCUGCUUCCCUGGUGACACCAUGGAGUUUUCCGUGCCCAUAAAGUUGUAG